UCGUGCUUUUCGGUAUUAAAUUUUCGAUAACAUGUUUUGCAGCCAUUGUGGUAGCGAGGUAAAAUCCUGUUUUAAAUUCUGCAUAAAAUGUGGUAAUCCUACAUCCCAGAACUCUGAUGAUCGUUCUUCUAACUGCGAAAUGAUGAAAACUCAUAGCAGCAGAACUGGAUACUUGGGGGCUGAUCAAGGCACAUCUGAUGCUGUAUCUUUCAGAGAAUCUGUUCCAAAGUUGGACACCUUCAUGAAGAAGAAAAAAGAUGAGCGGGUGUCUCAUGUUAAGAGGAAGAACAAGAAGUUAAAGAAUGAAAAGGACAAACCAGUGACAAUAAACAUAGGAAUAAUGCGUUACGUGGAGGAGGAAAGUAUGCUAAAGCCUCAGCGAGGGAAAAGUCUUCCCAUAAGGCUUCCUAAAACAGCAGAUCGUGAGGAGGUACUGAAGUUAGCUGUGGCUAAGCAAUCGCUACAUAACGGAAAUAAAAUUGUCUACAGCUCUGUGAAUUCCUACAAAUUGCUAUACCCAGAUGGAACUGAAGUUAAACGACUAGAAGAAUCUGAUGAGGCAUUUAGUUUACAAGGAUACAAAGCUGAACUGGGAAAACCUUAGAACAGGUUAACAUUGUGUCUUUGAAGUUCUUCAGAUUACCUUGAUUAUGCCUUAAAAGGCCUUGUUGAUGUCAUUUUCAAUGGUAGUGACAGUGAGCGUGAUAGUGAAAAGG
Messenger RNA from Pocillopora damicornis (cauliflower coral), 716 nucleotides. RefSeq lists its product as uncharacterized. Lineage: Eukaryota; Metazoa; Cnidaria; Anthozoa; Scleractinia; Pocilloporidae. The record is from RefSeq and is a predicted model, not a curated record.